Messenger RNA from Letharia columbiana, 1410 nucleotides. RefSeq lists its product as uncharacterized. NCBI's taxonomy places the organism in Eukaryota, Fungi, Ascomycota, Lecanoromycetes, Lecanorales, Parmeliaceae. The transcript is spliced from 2 exons. The record is from RefSeq and is a predicted model, not a curated record. Bases 1 to 1410 code for a protein of 469 amino acids.
AUGACGUAUGCAACACUCUGCUUUACCUCUGAUUUCUUCAACGCAAAACCGUCCAUACCCAAUGGGAUCCUUUCAUCAGGCGGAGAGUUCACGAACGAGACCGAGAAGCUAUCAGGAGAGAGUGCCACUGCAUCACGCUUUCACCUUCCGACCGAAACAACGAUUGCCGCAAUAGAGAAUGCUUCUGCAAUUGCUUCCCCAAGCCCGCCAUCCAAAUCUGCUCUCAAGGACAGCGAUGCCACUUUGCUCGAUACGGUACCAGCUUAUAUCAAAGCUAUCAUGGAUCCGGAAGAUACGACAUUUCCAAGACUGGACUGCCCGGUUUUAAAUGACCAUCGAUAUCAUUACCUUAACACCAAGUCCUCAGAGACGCCCCACGAUUCUACCACGAAUUUGCGCCCAAAAUACUUCUUCGCGCUCGACCUCCAUCAGCGCGCGAGUUUACUUCCUCGCUUGUUCGGUUCAAUCGUCGAAAGCAUACGCUUCCUCGGUCCACAAAAUUGCGCUCUGUCGGUUAUAGAAGGCCGUUCGGACGACGGAACCUUUGAGAUCCUUUCGUCGCUGCGCAAGGAAAUCGAACGUAUAGGUGUCAAAUACUACUUCAACUCGAGCGGCAUCGACCCUUCAGCAGGCGAUCGCAUUAACGCAGGUGAUCGCAUCAAAGGUCUAGCGGAGCUGCGCAAUCAAGCACUGCAACCACUUAUGGACUAUCAUUACGAGGGGAGUUCUAUGGAUGAUACCACCAUAAUCUUCCUCAAUGACGUAGCAAUCUGCUCCGAGGACAUCUUAGAAUUGAUCCACCAACGCCGCUGUCAGCAUGCUGAUAUGGUCUGCGGUAUGGAUUGGACGUAUGUUGGCCCCGACCCUACCUUCUACGACGUCUGGAUCGCUCGCGGCAUGAACGGUGACACUUUUUUCGAAAUACCGGAAGACGGUAAUUGGGACUCAGCCUGGAAUAUCUUUUGGAAUAACCCUAUCGCGCGAGAACGUAUUUGGGAGGGGAAGCCAUUUCAAGUCUUUUCCUGUUGGAAUGGCGCUACAGCUUUCACCGCAAAACCUUUUCUUGAGUCAAAGAUCAGAUUCCGCGGUUCGCAUGAGCAUGAAUGUCCGCAGGGCGAACCGAUGACUUGGUGCACGGAGAUGUGGCAUCUGGGAUACGGGAAGAUCGCAGUGGUACCAAUCGUCAAUAUUGAGUAUAGUGAUGAGGCGGCGACGAAGAUCAAGGAUGCGAAGGGCUACGUUUCUGGCUGGGUGGGACGAGGGGGUGAGAGCGAUGCGAGGAUUGAGUGGGAAUCGACACCGCCUGUGGCUGUCAAAUGUAUGCCGAAUUACGGUAAUCAAACCUGGGUGCCGUGGGAAAAGCAGCUUGGUGGGAUGGAUCCGGCACCCAGAGGAGUGGACCUGGUUUAG